Bicyclus anynana (squinting bush brown) is the source of this 1506-nucleotide messenger RNA. RefSeq names its product integumentary mucin C.1. NCBI's taxonomy places the organism in Eukaryota, Metazoa, Arthropoda, Insecta, Lepidoptera, Nymphalidae. The transcript is spliced from 3 exons. Bases 48 to 410 code for a protein of 120 amino acids. The record is from RefSeq and is a predicted model, not a curated record.
AGGUAUAACAUUUUUCAUAACUCAGUUUGCACGUGUUUCUAGUUAAUAUGGCUCAUUUAUUUAGAUUUGUUUUUAUUUUUCCUUUAGUUAUCUGUCUUACUGUUUCUUGUUCUUUACCACAAAUACAAGAUGUCGCCAGAACCGUCAAAGCCUUUCACGACGUGCCCAGGUUAUGUACAAACAGAAGUAUCAGUUUCACCAGAAGCAGAAAGCUCAUCUGCCUAAUAUGCAAAGGGUUAGACCCGACGUGCUUCGGUAUCACAUCUACAACAACCAGCACUACUUCUACAACAACGAGUACAACCACUCCUACUACAACAACUUCCAGUAGCACAACGACUCCUUCUUCCACUACUAGUUCAUCUACCCCUACUACUACUACAUCAACUGCACCUUCGGAAUCAACUUAGUAACUGCUGACUCUUUUCUCUCUCUUCUUCAGUCUUCGAUGAUCAAGUACUAUACAAAGCUGUUUUCAUAUUAGGGUCGACAGAUUUUUUAAAAGUCGGGUUAUCAAUUAUCAAAACAUGUAAUUAAAAUUGAAAUAUCUGUCUGUGAUUUAAAACUUUGUUUUCUCAAGUGCUUUUAUUUAUUUACAUGAUACAAAAACUUUUUUAAGCUUUUUUAAAAUUUUCUUCCGUUUGUCUGGACUAAUCUUCGGAUGGGCUACACCGAUUUUACUGAGACUUUUACUGGACGAUAGAGGAGGUUAUAAAGCAACAUAAAGGCUUAUAUUACGAACAAACCGAUGCUUUGCAUGAAACUCUUUAUUUUAUUAUAAGCCCCGUUCUUGUGAGAACGUAGAGGGCGUGAAUAAUAAAGGUAUAGCCUAUGCCACCCACAAAUAACAAGGUUUUCCAGUGAUAAAAGAACUUUCAAAAUUGAUUCAGUAAAUCCAGAGAUUUCCCCCACAAUACCACAAACAUUACCUGUUUCUAUUAUUAAGUAUUAAAAACUGAAAUUCACGUGUACAAAGUCACAAACUAGUUCGAAAUAAAGAGUUUUAUGAGAAUUAGAUCAGUAAAAUGUAUCUACCGUGUAAUGUAAACUAUCCAAGAAUUCUAAAGCUCCAUUAAAAGGCCUAUUCCUCUUGUAUGCCAUAUUUCUGGUACAUGAUUUGUUACUGGGACGUGCUCUUACUUUAAGUGCUUAAUUAACGAUACUGAAGUAGAACUUAAUGUGGAAUGUUCAUCAACAAUCAAAUAAUGAAUGGGGGUAUAUACCCCUAGUCAUUGUACACCUUAUAAUAAAUUUAUUGAACUUGCUCCUAAAUUUUAUUGACAAUAAAUUAUAAGCUUAGAAUAAUUAGACAAAGUUAAUAUCUUUUAAAUAACAUUUUACAAAAAAAAAAUAGUAAGUACCUACACAAUUUUUAAUAAAUUAGGUAUGAAAUUACAUGCGUUUUAUAUUUUCAAUUUGUUUGAUGAUAAGCAUUCCACAUGCAUGGCUUUUGCAUAAGCUACUUAUUAUUUAAGUAUAUUUAAUUAUUAUUUAAUCUUAUAGUAC